AUGACUUUUCGUUUUUUGCUUUUAGGUUUAUGCGAAGUAGAAAAUGGCGAAUCGAAUAUUAUCGUAGAUAUAAAUGAAAGUAGAGGAAAUGAAAUAACUCAGGUGACCACGCCGGAAGAAUUGCCAAUUAUCGGUGAUCCAUUUUCCGAAGUGGCAUUAGAUCUUAUUUUUUCUAGUCGUAAACCAAUAUUUAUAUUAAAUGGAAAACGACUUCAACUUCUCGAACCGUUGGAUCGAGAUAAAGACAAUUUAUCUCACAUUGUUUUUCAGUUGACGUGUUCGGUUAAAAAUAAAAACAAGAAAAGAACGAUUCCAGUCAUAGUGAGAGUUUCCGACAUAAACGACAAUGCUCCGCAUUUUAUUAACACUCCAUACGAAACGACAGUAUCGGAGCUCACUCCGGUCGGCACGACGAUUUAUCAAAAUAUUCUUGCGAAAGAUUCGGAUGCUGGAGUCAACGGUUUGGUCGAAUAUUCCAUAGUUCCAGGAGAUGGUAAAAAUUUAAUAACGACGAACGGAGUCGGUAGAAAUAGGAUAACCGUAGGUGACGGUUACGGGUAUUUUUCAAUAAAUUUACCACAUCAGGGUCAAGUGACCGUCAACAGGAGCCUGGAUUAUGAAAAAACGCAAAGAUAUUUGGUCACGAUCGUCGCGUCGGAUCGUCCGAGAAAUUCGUCGGAAAAAUUUUCAUCGACCACGACUCUCACAGUCAACGUGAAAGACGAAGACGAUCAAGAACCUUCUUUCAUAUACAAAGGAUGCAUGCUGUUGGAUGGAGCUUGCAUAAAUCCAGAAUAUAGCGCAUCGGUGUCGAGCGGUGUUUUGGCAGGUGUUUUGCACAUAUCCCCGGAAAAAAUUCAAGCCGUCGAUAUGGAUUCGUUAAAUGCCGCCAUAGAAUAUGGUUUCUUAAGCGGAAAUCCAUUAAAUUACGCCGAAUAUUUUCAAAUCAAUCCGACGACUGGAGUCGUCAGACAAAUUCGUCCAGUCGAUACAACCGUGACGAAAAAUUUCGACAUAAUCAUUAAGGCUGAAGAAGUUACCGAAGCGAGAAAAUUCACGACAGCAAAAUUAUCGAUAACGGUUAAACCCGUUGAUGUUAAUCCACCCGUGAUUACGACAACGUCAGACGAGGGAUCGGUUUUGGAAAAUGCACCCAUCGGUACUAAAGUACUUGAUAAAGAUGGAUUCCCAAUCAGAUUAUCCGUUUCCGAUCCGGAUUUGAGUCCCGAGGAUCCGCAACCGGUUUACGCUUACGAACUCACCACCGAAUUUUUUCAAAUUGACAAAGAAGGAUAUUUAAUAGUUAGUCAGGAGAAUUUAGACAGAGAUCCACCCAGCCCCGGAAAAUUUAGAUUUCAAGUCGUCGCGAGAGAAAAAUCUGAUAGCGGAAAUGCUGCGAGCGCUCCGAUAACGCUCACGGUAUCUCUAAAAGAUGUCAACGAUAAUGCUCCGACAUUGCAAAUGAUUCCUCCCAUAACCGUUGAAGCCGGUGAAGGAAAGAGAGAAGUUGUCAGGGUCGAAGCAACGGAUAACGAUUACGGAGAAAACGCUGUCAUAACCUACAGCAUUUAUCACGUGUCGAAUAACGGUAGAGGAAAAUUUAAAAUAGAUCCACGUACUGGUCUCGUGACGACGUCGGGAAAAUUAAUCGCCGGUGAACAAUACAGCAUUACGGUACAGGCUACAGAUACGGGAGGAAAAUUAAGUCAAACGAUUGUCGAAGUCACGGUCAUACCAGGGCCAAACACAAGAAGUCCUGUAUUUUCCCAACCCGUGUACGAUCUUCAAGUGAGCGAAGGUGCAUCUAUAAAUUCAACUGUUGCCACGAUCAUAGCCGUCGAUCCAGAAAAAGAUCCCGUGACGUAUUCCAUUCUCACAGGUAACGAUUUGAGACAAUUUGCCAUAGGUUACAAAUCGGGAGUGAUAAGCGUUAUAAGAAAAUUGGAUCGGGAAGAUCUCACGAGAUAUCAACUGCUCAUAAAAGCAGAAGACACGGGAGGACUUUCGAGCACAGCCACGGUCAACAUAAAAGUCACGGAUAUAAACGAUAAAAAUCCCGAAUUUGUCGAUUUGCCAUACGAAUUUAAAGUCAACGAAGGUGAAAUCAAUCAAACGGUCGGUACCGUACACGCCGUCGAUUUAGACGAAGGGAUAAACGCUUUGGUAUCAUAUUCUUUACCCUCCGAUAUACCCUUCGUCAUCAACGAAACGACUGGAGUGAUAAAAACGUCGGCUGCUUUGGACUACGAAACUCUAAAGGAGCAUAAGUUUGUCGUCACCGCAAUGGACGGUGCACCCGAUCCUCGAUUGUCGACGGCAACGGUAACCGUUAAAGUCAUGGACGUCGAAGAUGAAGUACCCGUUUUUAACAUAUUAGAAUAUAAAUCCGUAGUUCCCGAAAACGUACCUGGAUACAUGAUCAUCAAAGUGAAGGCGGACGACAUGGAUACGAUAAAGAAAAUAACUUACGUCAUCAAACAAGGUCCGACUGAUUUAUUCAUGGUUGAUUCCGUCACCGGAGAACUCAAAUGCACGAGAGGUUUAGAUUACGAAAGAGAAAGUAAUUAUACGAUAAUAAUAGGAACAAACGAAAAUCAAUCUGAUAAACCUGGUGCCACGACAAAAGUCUACAUUCAAGUUGAGGAUCGAAACGACAUACCUCCCGUAUUCACAUCCGUUCCAAAACCGAUAACUUUAGAAGAUGAAAUCGCCAUAGGUACGUCCGUACUCACGUUAACGGCAACGGAUUCUGAUGGCACGUCACCGAACAACGUUGUCAGAUACGAAUUGAUAGGACGAAGAAAAGCCAACAAAUAUUUUCAAAUAGAUCCGGAUAAGGGAGUUUUACAAAUAAAAGAUGAUUUGAGAAAAGAAACCGACACCGAGUAUCAGAUCGAUGUGAAAGCGUACGAUUUAGGAGAACCGUCACUGUCGUCCGUGACGACGGUACCCGUUUACGUGAGACACACGGCGACGGUACCACCGGAAAUAGGAUUGGGUUUCGCCGAUGAUUUUUACACCAUAGAAGUAUCGGAAAAUGCAACAUCGAGGCAGCUCAUUAAGACGUUAGUCGUCAUAAACGGAAGAGCGCAUAACGGUGCGGUACCCCUUAAAUGCGAUAUAAUAAGCGGAAAUAACGAGGGUCUUUUUUACACGAACAUAACAUCGGAAAGAAAUUGCGAAGUCAGAUUAAAAUUGGCAAAAUUGGAUCACGAAACAACGGAAGAAUAUCAACUCAACAUAAAACUCGAUACUCUCUCGGGAUUGGUCAAUCCGCAAAAAUCGUUGACGACUUUAAAAAUCCACGUGACCGACGUGAACGAUAACAAACCGGAAUUUGUUUUCCCGCCAUUAAAAUAUAAAAAUCCACCGAAUUCGAACGUUUAUUACGCGGCCAUACCCAAAGACUCUCAAUUCGGAACGAACGUUUUAACCGUCAAAGCCACCGACAGCGAUAGCGGUCGUUAUUCGUACGUUUCUUACGAAAUAUUACCCAACGGUAAAAGUUCGGAUUAUUUUGCCAUUGACAACGUGACGGGAGUCGUGAGAACGAAAAAAUUAUUCGAUUCUAUCGGUAAAGAUUCUUUGCCGUUCAUAUUUAAAGUGUUGGCAAGAGAUAAUUACAUGUUUCCAUCGAAUAGUAACACGAACGAAGCUAAAGUAGUCGUUAAUCUCAUAGACAACGAAAACAGAUUGAUAUUGGUGUUGGAAGAUGCGAAAAGAGAUUUGGUACAAGAAUCUAAAACGGACAUUGAGGGGAUAUUACAAGAACAUUCGGGAUUGAUCGUGGGAAUAGAAAAAUUCACGCCAAAGCAUUAUUUAACGGAAAAUAAAACUCUCGAAUCCGAUAACACGGGUACCGAUAUAUGGUUUUACGCUAUUGAUCCGGAAACGGAAACAAUUUUGGAUAUAAAUCAAACGAAAAUUCAAAGGUCGAUAUUAGAUAAGGGAGUCAUGUCGAACAUAACAUUUGACGUUUCCGGUAACAUUCAAGUCACCGCUUCUAUGAUUCACGCACCUCUCGCGGAAACGAAACCUAGAACGGCCAUCGCCGGCGCGACUUGGGAUAUUUUCCCAUACACGAUAAUAAUAAUUGCUUGUCUCAUAUUGGUUUUGGGAUUAGUCGGAAUCGUUUAUAUUUGUAUAUCGUGGUCGAGGUACAAAGCAUUCAAGGAAAGAAUGCAAAGGAGUUACGUAGUGCCGAGAUACGAUCCUGUUUUCGUAGGGGAACCGAAUAAUUUAAAAGAAUACGAGACACAAGUGUUGCAAAUGAGCGUACCUUUGGACGACAACGAAAGUUACAACGAUUUACAAUUGGAUUUCAGUGCGAAAAAUCACGCUUUCAGCAUGGAAAACGUUAAUUACAUCACGAAGGAAAACAAUCGAAGCGGCGGCGGUGGUCAAAGUCCGACGUUGAGUUACGACGCGAAUACGACAGCGAGAACAUCAACGCUUUCUGGCGGCGGACAUCACAACAACAAUUUGCUCAAUAAUCACAACGAUUUUCAAAAUUCAACGAAUUCGUUUUUCGGAAGGUAA
This is a messenger RNA of Pediculus humanus corporis (human body louse), 4539 nucleotides long. RefSeq names its product protocadherin-15 precursor, putative. The transcript has 20 exons. Bases 1 to 4539 code for a protein of 1512 amino acids. The record is from RefSeq and is a predicted model, not a curated record. Gene Ontology annotation, biological process: homophilic cell-cell adhesion. Gene Ontology annotation, molecular function: cadherin binding; calcium ion binding. Gene Ontology annotation, cellular component: catenin complex; plasma membrane. NCBI's taxonomy places the organism in Eukaryota, Metazoa, Arthropoda, Insecta, Psocodea, Pediculidae.